Rattus rattus (black rat) is the source of this 755-nucleotide messenger RNA. It is a transcript of the gene Mrpl20, whose product is annotated as mitochondrial ribosomal protein L20. The record is from RefSeq and is a predicted model, not a curated record. Gene Ontology annotation, cellular component: ribosome. Lineage: Eukaryota; Metazoa; Chordata; Mammalia; Rodentia; Muridae. The coding region runs from base 125 to 574 and encodes 149 amino acids. The transcript has 4 exons. Gene Ontology annotation, biological process: translation; ribosomal large subunit assembly. Gene Ontology annotation, molecular function: rRNA binding; structural constituent of ribosome.
ACUCAGGGACGAGUCUAAGAGGCGACCCGGAAGACAGUGCUUGCACACAUCCGUCAGGGCAGGACUUUCUGACCGUUGACCCGGAAGCGCUUAUGGUAGCCCCUCGGGAUUCCGGGAUCCCAUCAUGGUCUUCCUUACGACGCGGCUCUGGCUACGGAACCGCCUCACAGAUCGCUAUUGGCGGGUUCAGGAGGUGCUGAAACAUGCUGGGCAUUUUAGGGGAAGGAAGAAUCGCUGCUACCGGCUGGCCGUCAGGGCGGUGACCAGAGCCUUCGUUAAGUGUACGAACUCCCGCAGACUUAAGAAGCGGAACCUGAGGACCCUCUGGAUUAAUCGAAUUACAGCUGCCUCCCAGGAACAUGGCUUACAGUACCCAGCAUUUAUUCUCAACUUAGUUAAGUGCCAGGUGGAGCUCAACAGGAAAGUACUUGUGGACCUGGCCAUCUAUGAACCAAAGACGUUUAAAUCUUUGGCUGCUUUGGCUAAGAGGAGGCAGCAGGAAGGAUUUGCUGCAGCUUUGGGGGAUGGAAAGGAGCCUGAAGGUAUCUUUUCCAGAGUGGUACAAUACCACUGAAGGCUGCAGUGCUAUAGAAACUGUUAAAAACAAGAUAGGACCAAAAGGAUUGUCACCAGUAAGUCUGAUUUGUAUUUAUUUACAUUUUAGCAACAGGCCUGAGACAACAGGUGUUUACUCAGUGACUCAGCCCCAAACUGUCCUGUAAAGAAUGUACAAAUAAAGUUUUUGCAGUGUUGAA